AUCCUCACUCGGCGUGUCGCGUAUGCUGUUAUAAAGCACAGCUUGGCUGCUCCUCACUGCCAGGCUGCUGCCCAUAGCGGAAAUGACGAUUCUUGUAAGUAUUUUGUAGGUUUGAUACGAUCCGAACGGAUGCGCCGAGGAACAGCCGCCAUAAACAAGUAUCAUCAAACUGAUCAAAUCAUCAAACCUGCAAUUAGCGGAGUUUUUCCACUGAUCAGCGCUAUCUCUGCAGAUCACACAUUUGCGAGCGUUGAAGAGUUCUGGACAAGAAUUCAUUGAAAAUGUGCUAUCUGUGGGUCGGAAUCCUUGGAAUACUUGCCAUGGUGAUGGUGGAUACCGCAGCAGAAAACUGGUUAUUAGAACGAUACUGCGGCAGAACGAUCCACAUUGGCUGUUCAACCGUUAACAACACUGGUCAGAUGUCCUUCUUCAAAUUACCGCCCAACCGCUGCACAGUGCGUAUCCAGGUGUCCGCCCGGUGUGCAGCCGGUACUGCGAUUUUUUUACAGCCUACGUCUUAUGCUCUGGACGCUUCGCAAGAAUUACAAAUACUAGACGAUACGGCACCCCAGCGGAAAUUGCUCCAUCGUAUCGUUGGUCAAAUGGAUAAAGCGGACACAACCGCACAUAUCGUUUCCGCUUUCGGACGUACCUCUUCGUUGCAGCUGAUUCUCAACCCGUCGUCCUCAACCACACAAAAACGACGCCCGGUAGUUUCCCUACGUUACGCCCUCGCAACCAAAUAUAUGCAUCCCAGCGGCCGGAUGCAGUUUUGUCCUAUCAUCAGUGCCUAUUUACCGUCGACGGUGUGCCGAUCCCCCCAAGAUUGUGCCUGGUGCCACGACACUCUGACCACGCCCCACUGUGACAUUCCCAUUAAACAUCCAGACAACCGCGCCCUGGCAGCCACCCUCAACGCCACCAUCAUCAGCUGCAGCGCCACCGUACCUACCGCCGAACUGCUGUCCCAAGUCCAGCGAGCCGCCCGGCAGCCCAUCCGCCCGGCGGGCAUCUUUCUCACGGACCACGCCCAUAUUUCCUCCCGCAUCUUCCACCCUAUCGCCGCGCAUGUCGCCGUUCUCCUGCUGCGCAACUGCCAGGACUCGCGCACUACCGGCAAACUGGCCGACCUUCAAUUUAAUCGGUUGCUGCGGUUUCAUCUGUCCGGAUGCCGGCAGCUAGAUGUCCGGCGGGAUGAUUUUGUCGCCACGCCGGAAGUGAGGAUGAUCGCGUUCCAGAACACCACCAUCAAACACUUGGAGCAGUGGACUUUCAUGGACCUACCAUAUCUGCAGGCGCUGUCGUUGGAAUUCGGCGCGCGGGCCGGCAAAGCGCCUUCAACGGCCGAUUACAAAUACUACUUGAACCGGUUGCACUGCGGCUGCGAGUUUGAGUGGUUUCGUCAGUGGAUGGAUCGUAACCCCAGAUAUAUUCAGUCCAAAGCGGCCCGAGCGGUGUACCACAUCGAUAACUCUUGGACAAACGAUGCCUUUCCCUCCAGUAUGCUGCACUCCCCGUUUAUCUGUCGACGUGGAGGUCCAACUGUUGGAUAUAAAUCGUCCGCUUUUUCUUUAGGCGACAAUCCUUGCUUAGUGUAGCUUGCACGAAAUUGCAUUAAUCCCACGGGGCUUUGUUGCAUAGUCCUUUUUCUAGUGUCUCAGUGUCUGUGACCUUGUUUAUUCAUUUCGCCAUUAGAUGUGUCUGAAUACUGUAAUUUAUUACGGCUCUGAUAUCGAUGUCGUAAUGUUGAUCACUUGUCUCUGCCUUUUUUUGUCACACUAUCUAUAUAAUGCACAAUCCAGGUACGAAUGUACGAAGAUGCACAAUCCAGGUACGAAGAUGAUAAAAUGCGUAAUAUCCGGCGU
Molecule: messenger RNA, 1865 nt
Organism: Paramacrobiotus metropolitanus
Lineage: Eukaryota; Metazoa; Tardigrada; Eutardigrada; Parachela; Macrobiotidae
Exons: 6
Coding region: 282-1598 (438 amino acids)
Source: RefSeq, a predicted model, not a curated record